Messenger RNA from Xenopus laevis (African clawed frog), 1099 nucleotides. It is a transcript of the gene c8h9orf78.L, whose product is annotated as chromosome 9 open reading frame 78 L homeolog. Gene Ontology annotation, biological process: mRNA splicing, via spliceosome. The coding region runs from base 53 to 925 and encodes 290 amino acids. Lineage: Eukaryota; Metazoa; Chordata; Amphibia; Anura; Pipidae. The transcript has 9 exons. Gene Ontology annotation, cellular component: spliceosomal complex; nucleus. The record is from RefSeq and is marked predicted.
GUUUAUCUGGUCCGGGGUGUCGUAGGUUCUGUGUGUAGCUCUGAGGGAAAAGAUGCCCGCGGGGAGAAACUUUCGGAGGCGCAAGGCCUCGUCGUCAGAUGAAGAAGUGGAAGACGAAGGGGUAACUCGGGAGGUUAGAAUGAAGCUGGAGGAAGCCAAAGAAGUGCAGAGUCUGAGAAAGAGGCAAAAUGGUGUAAGUGCUGCAGCCCUGCUGGUGGGUGAAAAAUUGCCAGAAGAGGUGAACAUGGCGGAUGAUCCUUUUAAGAUGCAAAAUGGUGGGAUGGUAGAUAUGAAGAAGCUAAAGGACCGUGGAAAAGACAGAAUUGGAGAAGAAGAGGACCUGAAUUUAGGAACUUCUUUCUCAGCAGAAACCAACAGAAGGGAUGAAGAUGCUGACAUGAUGAAGUACAUUGAGACAGAGCUAAAGAAGCGAAAAGGAAUUGUGGAAAAUGAGGAGAAGAAGGUGAAGCCGAAGAGUGCGGAGGACUGUCUCUAUGAGCUCCCUGAGAGCAUCAAAGUGUCAUCUGCCAAGAAGACAGAGGAGAUGUUGUCCAAUCAGAUGCUAAGUGGGAUCCCAGAAGUCGACUUGGGAAUAGAUGCCAAGAUCAAGAACAUAAUCUCCACAGAAGAGGCAAAGGCUCGGCUAUUAGCAGAGCAACAGAACAAGAAAAAAGACAAGCACACUUCUUUUGUGCCCACCAACAUGGCUGUCAACUAUGUGCAACACAAUCGAUUUUAUCAAGAGGACCAGAACACUCCCAUGAGGCGCCACAAGGAGGAGCCAAAACCACGCCCUCUCCGUGUGGGUGACACUGAAAAGCCAGAACCAGAAAAGUCACCCCCCAACCGCAAGAGGCCAUCCAAUGAGAAGGCCACAGAUGACUACCAUUAUGAAAAGUUCAAAAAGAUGAACAGACGUUACUAAGUCCAAGACAGAGGGCCAUGUUGCAGCAUCGGACAUACCCUCCUCCCCCGAGUCUAGGAUUUCCCUUGGUUUGAGAAAUAUAUAUAAUUCACUGUACAGUACAAGUGUUGUUUUAUCAGACAAAAAUGUGUAUUGCCAAUUUAUAUAAAAAUAAACACAAAUUCAUGUGUUGUU